UUCACAGGAAUUUGGUACGCAAUCUUGAAAGGCGUUACGAAGAUCUCUGUGGUCGUAAAUGGCUUUGUGAUUGCCUUUGUUUCCGAAUUCGUCCCCAGACUGUAUUACACCCUAGGUGAACACAACGACAGCUUGGAAGGAUUUGUGAACCACACCUUGUCGUGUUUUGCGGUGGAUGAUUUUCCUGAGUCUGAGAGACCUUCUGGAGCUGCUGCUGUUGAGUUCCCCCUAAGAAUUAACAGUUGUGGGUUUAAUUUAUCUACCUGCAGAUUCCGAGGGUAUUAUGAACGACCAAAAAUUACAAUACUCAACACGACCCUUCCAAAUCCGAAUGCUUACAAGUUCUCGACAGCCUAUUGGCAUAUUUUGGCGGCCAAGCUGUUUUUUGUGGUUGCCUUUCUGCACAUCGUGUUCGGUAUGACGGCAAUCUUGGCUUGGAUUAUCCCCGAUGUUCCGAAGGAAGUUGACAAUCAAGUCAAGAGAGAGAACUUUCUUGCCCGCGAAGCCUUACGGUCAGCAGAUCAACAAGAUUCUGUCUCUCCAGUCCCUAGGGAAAAUUCGCGUGGCCAGGAUGAAAUGUUGUGAAAUGUUGUAGAAUGUCGUGUUUUGACAGAAAUUAUCUCGUAGUCAACGACCUGUAACUGAUAUCGGUAUAGGUAGUUAAAUUUGAUAAUACCACCGUCGCAUAUUUUGAAUAAUUUCUUGUUGGAAACGUAAGGCAAAAUUCGAAAAUCUUCACCAAAAGCCAGUGCUUGUCACAAGCUGCGUGUCAUAGCUCGCUGACCCAUACGAUUGAUAGUCUUCAUUUAUAAACUCAGUUUAAUCUUUCGAAUAGCGAAAGGUCAGUACAUGUCUGUUUUAUAUAGAAUAAAGGGUGUACGUUUUACGUUGGUGGGAGAGUAUAGCA
Molecule: messenger RNA, 907 nt
Organism: Pocillopora verrucosa
Lineage: Eukaryota; Metazoa; Cnidaria; Anthozoa; Scleractinia; Pocilloporidae
Source: RefSeq, a predicted model, not a curated record